UGGAGCUCAGAGCAAGAGGGAAAACUGAAAUCUGUCGGCGCAAUUUCUUUCAGCUUUUUUUUUCUUUUCUGUGGCGGAUCAACACUUGAAGAUUUUGGAGUGAAUAGACUGCGCUUUUAUUUUGUCAAAACUGGUUGUCGUUCUUUUUUGCGUCUUUCUUUUUUUUAAAAAAGGCUUUGGCUCGGUUGAUUUUAAUUGUGAAAGUAUAUGUUUGAGACAUAUAUAUAUAUAUACAUAUAUAUGAAAACAUCUUUGUUAUUGUUGACUGUAUCAUUUUAUUAUCCCAGCACCUCCAGAUCGCCUCAGGGGCCUUAUUCAUUAGUAAGCACAAUCUACUUCUUCAGGUUACACGCGGCAGCGGAGCUACGUGACUGCACUCAUUCUCAGCCUUACUAAACCGGGAGCGGAUGACUUGGAAAUUCUCAGUCAGCAUCUUUUUUUCUUUUCCGAGUAUCUGGGGACUUUUGUUGGAUUGUUUUGUUGUGUACACCGGGAGUCGUCAUCCCCACCUCUCCACUCGCAGACAUCGCGAAAUGAAACUCGGUUUUGUCAUCGACACCACGGUGGCUCUUUUUCUGCUGCUCUCACCUGCACAGAGUCUACCUUUGGCAAGCAUAAAUACAACUGAAGUGUUAAUGUUUCAAGAAGUGUGGGGUCGCAGCUUCUGCCGGACCAUUGAGAAACUUGUGGAGGUGGUGCAGGAAUACCCGACCGAAGUGGAACACAUCUACAGCCCCUCCUGUGUGCCGCUGGUGAGGUGUGCAGGUUGCUGUGGGGAUGAGAACCUGGAGUGUCACCCCACCCGCACCACAAAUGUCACCAUGCAGCUGUUGAAAAUCAGGCCAUCAGAGCCGGGUCAGGAAUAUGUUGAGAUGACGUUUGUGGAGCAUCAGACAUGUGAAUGUAGAGUCAGGCCACCUAUUGUCAAGGUUGAAAGGAAAAGGAAAAGAGGAAGACAAAAGAAGAGAAAGGAGAGACAAAAAAUGAAAGAAUGUGACAGCAGGUGCCAGAUCCCUCGCAGGUAACUGCAGUGGUGACCCAACCCUCUGAUGCCGUGAGGCUCAUUAUUUAUUUCCAGCCCAGUGACGGCAUCAAGAGUCUACUCUGCUCAUCUAUCAAUACUGUGCCUGCAGUCAGGCACUCAAAAAGCUGGGUUGUUUAGCUGACAUGCCUUCCUGCUGAUGGGCAGAGCAUUUGUAAUGACAUGGUUCAACAGGAAGUGUGUCUUGAUUGGUGGAAACACUACUGUUAUACACCUCACACAAUGGAUAUCCCUGGGAGCCAGUGCAAUGUAGAGUCAAACAGACUGAUGCCUUUUCUUUUAUACCAGUUAUUACUGUAUCAGUUAUUGGAAUUUGUUGAUUUCUUUGGUAUUUAAUGGCGGUUAUGUUUAAAAUCUAUAUUUAUUGAUACAGGUGAAUAUAUUUGGACCAGCAACCUGUAAACAGUUUGUCAUUCUCUGUUCAAACAUUGCAGUCCAGCAUAGGACAUUGCUGUUCAAUGCUGGACUGAGUGUGCAGCUGCUUUGUACAUGCAAUGAUGAAAUGUCUCCCUCUAGUGUUUAUUGAAACAGUGGUCAAAACUGCUCUAAAUCUUAGGUUAAUUUACAAAUAACAUCAGACAUAUGACACAAGACAGAUUGACAUUCACAAUCCAUCAAGUCAUCAGCUUAUUGGCAUUUAUCUUUUAUGAAAGCAACAGUCCCAGUAUCCUUUUUUUGUAUGAAUCCUCCCCCUCCAUAGAACUGUGUGACCAGAGAUGAAUUUGAAGUUUUUACUGCCCAUUCACACCUAAAUAAGAACAAAAUGUAUCAGAAAGCUUUAUCAAAUGUAGACAUCCUCAGAAGAUUGUGCAUAAAUGAAUAUCAAGUAUCCAAAUUGCUCUUUGAAAUCUCUCAUUUUUGGAGGGCAGUAUAGAGUAGUAGUUAUAGCUACUUUCUAAAUGAACAAAACUUUAGCCAUGUGGAAUCAGUUUAUUUCAAAAUACACCAGAAAGUGUGCAGUAGGCUGCUGGGUGGAUGUGGCAAAGAUUAGUAGGAAUGGACAGAUCAAUACAACAGUAAUCAAUACACUGAAGCAGUCCUCAUUUGUUACUAAUGCCCAUUAAGGAUUAUCCCUUAAAAAAAUUUUUUUUUUGGCUUUGACAUCAUCACAAGGUUUUCAAAGAUAGACUAUAUAAAAAGCAGUUCUGUUUGUGUGGACCAUGGUGACACAAGACUCUGAUAAUCCCACACCACAGGUGUCUUCCUUUGUCUGUUUUUGGAAGCACUGCAGUAAGGAAGGGAUUAACAGAGGCAGUUAUAUCAAAUGAUGUCCUUUUUAUUUUUUUCAUGUACUACAUAAAGAAAAUCUCUAUGAAAAUGUAAAAAGUAACAUUUCUACUGUUUUAGUAUUUUAUUUCAUUUAAAUAUUUAUUUUGUAAUUAAACUGUUA
This is a messenger RNA of Toxotes jaculatrix (banded archerfish), 2432 nucleotides long. It is a transcript of the gene pgfb, whose product is annotated as placental growth factor b. Gene Ontology annotation, molecular function: chemoattractant activity; growth factor activity; vascular endothelial growth factor receptor binding. NCBI's taxonomy places the organism in Eukaryota, Metazoa, Chordata, Actinopteri, Toxotidae. Gene Ontology annotation, cellular component: membrane. Gene Ontology annotation, biological process: positive regulation of endothelial cell proliferation; positive regulation of mast cell chemotaxis; vascular endothelial growth factor receptor signaling pathway. The coding region runs from base 408 to 1025 and encodes 205 amino acids. The record is from RefSeq and is a predicted model, not a curated record. The transcript has 7 exons.